UACUAGUCAGUGGUAGUAUAGUCAUAGCAGCAUGCGCGGCGCGUCAGUGUUGAUGCUGGUGCAGUGUGCAGGCGUGCUCCUGCUGCUCCUGCGCCCGCCAACGACUACCGCGAAUAAACUUCAACAACAACCUCCACAAAAAUCACCAAAUCCGCAUCUACAACAAAAGAAAUUAUUUAAAAACGACGGCAAGUGGAUGCAAACGCACGACAUCAUAGUGCAAACAAUUUGCGAGGCGAGAUGUUGGAAAAAUAUUCAACAAAAUCACUGCAUGAAAACAUGUUUUUCAAAAAAUUGGGAGAAGCCUGGUUCCUGUCCGAAGUUGAUUCAAAUCAACGACCACUCCAAUAGUAAUCAUACGACCAACUCACCAGCGCCAUUUUAUUUACCAUGUUUGAAAGAAUGUAGGAAAGAUUCGGACUGUUCCGGAAUACAAAAGUGUUGUAAGCAUCAUUGCGGAAGCACCUGCCAACCUGCACAAAGCCUACAAAAUGUUUCAGGUUUACUGGCAAUUCCAUCUGAUAUACAUAUAAAACAACGAAAGAAAAAAUCUCUGUACAUAAAAUGGAAACCUUCGUCACUUUUCAACAACCAGGCAAUAUUUUACAUCCUGGAACAACGCCAACAGCAUGGACAGUUCGACACUGACCUGCUGAACUUGGCAGAAUGGUCAACCUACCUACGCACAGGCAAGAGUUCUGUUUUAUUACGAAAUUUUGUUCGCCCUGGACGUUGGUAUCAGUUUCGUGUUGCUUCUGUUAAUGAAAAUGGAACACAAGGCUUUUCACAACCUAUUACUUACAAUGCACAAAUUGAGCCAAGGCCACCUAAAGCACCAAAUGUGACUGUUGGUCCAUUACAACAACAAAAUGGCACCCUUUGUGUUGAGUUACAAUGGAUUAAGCCACAAUCAGAUGCCCCAGUAAUUAAAUAUAAAGUUUUCUGGAGUAAACGGUUAUUUGGUGUAAGUGCUUUGGAUUCAGUAUUAGUUUUGCAACAUUCAGUACUUGGGGAUGUAAAUAAAUAUGUAAUACAAGACCUUGAACCCAAUUCAAUGUAUUUCAUUCAAGUACAAGCAAUCACACAAUUUGGGCAAGACAUAUUAAGAGGUGAAAAGUCAGGUUAUGUACUCAACACCACAAAUUAUACUAAUAUAACGCAUCCAAAUAUUGUAAAUACAACACACGUAGCACUAUUUAAAAUAGACAACCUACAAUUGCACAAGUUGUAUUGGUCCAAGGACGAAAAUGAUCUCAAAGCACGAUUUACUUGGAAACCAAACGGUCGCAGCGUUCGCUACAAUAUCACUUGGUGGGGGACGUGUAAAAACAACAAAACGCCCCAACCUAAAUUAACAGCAACUACACGGCAUUCACAUUUUGAUGUGUACGAUCUUCAUUUUGACUGCCGUUACAAAGUUAACGUGAAAGAAACGCAUCAUACGCGCCGCUCUAGGGAAAAGAAUGUUCAAAAACGCGCAUUCUGCGAUACGUCUGUGACAUUCACGACGCCAUCUUGUAAGGAUCUACAGGCGCGCUACAAAAGACUCAAGUGCAAACAUCGAAAAUGAAAUUUAACGUUUUGUAAUUAGUAUUUUAAUCAUAUAAUGGCGAAAUUACGUUAAUUCACGUAAAUUAUCAAAUAGUUAGUGUGUAAAUUAAGAAAUAAUUUUUGUUUGUAUUGUAAUUAUUUAUUGUUCUAAUAAAACGUUUUUAAUUAUUUAGCAGAA
Messenger RNA from Dalotia coriaria, 1729 nucleotides. RefSeq names its product Kallmann syndrome 1 (gene Kal1). Gene Ontology annotation, molecular function: peptidase inhibitor activity; protein binding. The transcript is spliced from 6 exons. Gene Ontology annotation, cellular component: extracellular region; cell surface. The record is from RefSeq and is a predicted model, not a curated record. Gene Ontology annotation, biological process: neuron differentiation. NCBI's taxonomy places the organism in Eukaryota, Metazoa, Arthropoda, Insecta, Coleoptera, Staphylinidae. The coding region runs from base 32 to 1570 and encodes 512 amino acids.